UUUUAUGCGCGUGCACGUGAGCAGCCAGUCCCCACCUCUCGCGAGAUUUGGAGGUGGAGCGUAGUAGUGGCGGCGUGAAUUCAUGCGAGAAGUGGAGAGUUAUUUGUGUUAUCGGAGAGUGUGCGGGUAUCAGGGGGUGUGUUUGUGUGUGUUUGCGGGGAAGCGAGCGAGAAAUUCGUGCGUUUCACGCAACAGCUAAAGCGAGCAAGCUGGCGGACUUCGACAUGGCAUCGGGCGAGACGCUGUACAUCGAGGCGGACGGCUCGGAGAUGCCCGCGGAGAUCGUGGAGCUGCACGAGAUCGAGGUGGAAACCAUCGAGACUACGGUGAUCGACGGGGACGACGAGGACGAGCACCAGCCCAUGAUCGCGCUGCAGCCGCUGGGCACCGAUGACCCGGGUCAGGUCCACCAUCAGGAGGUGAUCCUAGUCCAGACCCGGGAGGAGGUGGUCGGAGGGGACGACGGCUUCGAGGACCAGAUCCUCAUCCCGGUGCCCGUCCCCGGCGCGGAGGACGAGUACAUCGGCCAGACUCUGCUGACAGUCGCGGGGAAGAGCUCCAUGGGGCGGGUGGGGAAGCGAGCGGGUUCGGUGGGGAAGAGAGCGGGUAAACGGAGUUACCUGAGCGCGGCCGAGGCCAGCGGGAGGAAGUGGGAGCAGAAGCAGGUGCAGAUCAAGACUCUGGAGGGCGAGUUCUCCGUCACGAUGUGGGCAUCGGAUGACAAGAAGGACAUCGAUCAUGAGACUGUGGUGGAGGAGCAGAUCAUCGGGGAAAACUCUCCUCCGGAUUAUUCCGAGUACUUGACGGGAAAGAAACUCCCGCCUGGAGGAAUCCCGGGAAUCGACCUGUCAGACCCGAAGCAGCUCGCAGAGUUCGCCAGCCCCCUCGGUAACAGUGGCGGUCAUUUUGCUCGUAGUCCCGUUCGAAUGAAGCCCAGGAAGAUCAAGGAGGACGACGCGCCUAGAACGAUAGCCUGUCCUCACAAGGGAUGCACUAAAAUGUUCAGGGAUAAUUCAGCCAUGAGGAAGCACCUUCACACGCACGGGCCGCGGGUUCACGUGUGCGCAGAGUGCGGAAAGGCCUUCGUGGAGAGCUCCAAAUUAAAGCGCCAUCAGCUGGUUCACACAGGAGAGAAACCCUUCCAGUGCACGUUCGAGGGCUGUGGGAAGCGCUUCUCGCUGGACUUUAACCUGCGGACGCACGUCAGGAUACACACCGGGGACCGGCCCUACGUUUGCCCGUUCGACGGAUGCAAUAAGAAGUUUGCUCAGUCCACCAACCUCAAAUCACACAUCCUCACACACGCCAAAGCCAAGAGCAGCCAAUGAACUCGCUCCACCCUGGCGGACCGUAACGGACUGAACAAGCGAACCGUUCAGGAGCCCCGACUGAUGAUGAUGAUGGUCUUCAUUUCCCCCACUUGUACUUCAGUCUCUGGGCUUCAUAGAUAUAUAGCUUUUAAUUUUCUAUUUCUCCAAGUGUGCAUAUUGUACACUUAUUUUUGGGAUAUGCUUCGUAAUGCGACCUGAGAGUUUAUGACACAGACUGGGUGAUGAUGCGUGUGAACGAUGCGUACGCUUCUGUGACGAUCUGGGUGUGUGUGUGUGUGUGUGUGUGGAACGGCUGUAGGGAUCAUGUGGAGUCGGUCGCGCCGCAUCAUUGACGGUAAACUGCAGUGUUACCUGUCCUUUCUUUUCUUUCUUAGAAUGUACUGUAAAGGUCUGAACAUGAACUAUCCUUUGUUAAUAUUUACACGCCUGUAUUUCAGCAAAUGCGAUUAAAGAGGGGAAACUGUCUGCG
Molecule: messenger RNA, 1800 nt
Organism: Pimephales promelas (fathead minnow)
Lineage: Eukaryota; Metazoa; Chordata; Actinopteri; Cypriniformes; Leuciscidae
Gene: yy1b
Product: YY1 transcription factor b
Biological process (GO): regulation of transcription by RNA polymerase II
Cellular component (GO): transcription regulator complex; chromatin; PcG protein complex
Molecular function (GO): DNA-binding transcription factor activity, RNA polymerase II-specific; RNA polymerase II cis-regulatory region sequence-specific DNA binding
Source: RefSeq, a predicted model, not a curated record